AUGGCCAAAAAAACCAUAGAAGAUUUGGAAAGGGAAGCAAUAGAAUCCGUUCCGUACUUGGGAAGUGAUGAGGAUGCGUCAAAUAUGAAGAAUGCUGCGUCGGUUUCUGCAACGCUUAACGGCACACAUGUGGCGCAAGCAGAAGUCAAGCCUUGGGUUCAUUUUGUGGCUGGCGGUGUUGGAGGAAUGGCGGGUGCUAUCGUAACCUGCCCUUUUGAUGUGGUUAAGACACGUUUGCAAAGUGAUGUUUUUCAAGCGAUUUAUAGAACAGGCAAUAAUACAUCUCAUGCAUCAAAGAAUUUCGUCGCUAAUGGAGCAAGACACUUUAGAGAAACUUUUGGUAUAAUAUCGAGCGUAUAUCGUCAAGAAGGCUUCCGAAGUCUUUUCAAAGGUCUAGGUCCGAAUCUCGUCGGGGUCAUUCCCGCAAGAAGCAUCAACUUCUUCACUUAUGGAACCACCAAACAAUUAUACUCUCAGCAUUUUAAUAAUGGUGAGGAAGCGCCAUGGAUUCAUCUUUUAUCAGCGGCUACUGCAGGCUGGGCAACUUCGACUUUGACGAAUCCCAUAUGGUUGAUCAAAACCAGACUUCAAUUGGACAAGGCGGGUAAGACAAAGCAAUAUAUGAACUCCUGGGGUUGCUUGAAAAGCAUAGUGGCAAAUGAGGGGUUUUUAGGCCUAUACAAGGGAUUAAGUGCAUCCUAUUUAGGCUCAGUGGAAGGAAUUUUGCAGUGGCUACUGUACGAACAAAUGAAGCACGUAAUCAAAAUGCGCUCUAUUGAGAAGUUCGGAAAUAUAAGUGAAGGUCAGAAAAGCACAUCAGAGAAAAUUAAGGAAUGGUGUCAGAGAUCUGGAAGCGCCGGCCUAGCCAAAUUUGUAGCAAGUAUUAUAACCUAUCCACAUGAGGUAGUGAGAACUCGAUUGAGACAGGCACCGGUGGAAAACGGCAAACCUAAAUAUACGGGUUUAAUCCAAUCGUUCAGGCUAAUUAUAAAGGAAGAGGGUCUUGUUUCCAUGUAUGGAGGGCUGACACCACACUUGCUGCGGACUGUCCCAAAUAGCAUAAUUAUGUUUGGAACGUGGGAAUUGGUUAUAAAGCUAUUGUCUGAAAAGUCCUGA
This is a messenger RNA of Lachancea fermentati, 1116 nucleotides long. NCBI's taxonomy places the organism in Eukaryota, Fungi, Ascomycota, Saccharomycetes, Saccharomycetales, Saccharomycetaceae. The record is from the annotation of a GenBank genome assembly.